Messenger RNA from Dibothriocephalus latus, 510 nucleotides. The record is from the annotation of a GenBank genome assembly. NCBI's taxonomy places the organism in Eukaryota, Metazoa, Platyhelminthes, Cestoda, Diphyllobothriidea, Diphyllobothriidae.
GAUAUGUGUAAAAAAGUGAUUUUUCCGCUCUUCUUAAAUCCUGUUCUCUCUCCCUCUCUUCGCGUCCCGUCCACGCCAAAGGAAUGGCUUUCGCAAAAGGAGCGACAGGAGGCGGAGCGUAAAUAUCGGCAGAAGGCCAUGGAUCGUUUAAAUGCGGAGCAGCAACAGAUCAAGGCGGCCGAAGAGGAUAAACGGAGAAAAGCGUCCUUCCAGGCGUGGCUUCAUCAGAAGGAGGUGCAGAAGAACUGGGAGCGGCUUCUCAAGGAACGCGAGGAGGAGGAGAAGCGCCAGUUGCAGGAAUCCCGCUCGCGGGAGGCAAGCGAACAGGCCUUCAAAGAGUGGCUUCGACGGAAGAACCGCGAAGCCCAGCAACGAGCAAAGGAGGGCAGAGAACGGAGACGCAUCGGUCAAGCUAUCCUUCUACAACGCCAACGUUCUGGGCUGCUGAUUCGGGCCUUACAGCGGGCCAACGCCGGCAACCUCUUAUAUGAUGUGGACCCCGACUUCUAG